AUGACAGAAGUCCCAGAAAAGAAACCCCUCUCGUUUUCUUCCGUCUACGUCGAAGACACUUCCCGGGCGCGCAAAUGCAUCGAGAACUGGCAGGACCUCUUAUAUGCCCUAUCCAAAAUGAACAUGUGUAAGACUCUCCUCGAGCCGCACAUAGACAUCCAAAAAUAUGUGAGGGAGGUAGAAGAGAUCGGAAGAGCCACGAUCGACCAACUCGAGAUAGUCCUGACGACAGAGUCAGUCAAGGGGGUCUCGAAAGAGCACCAGGACGCCAUCAUCGACGAAGCAGAGAAGACAUACCGUCUAGCUAACACACAUAAACUCGGUUCCGUGCUCAGUCAAUACCAUGUCCGCGAGAUGUCCUUCGCACACUACUUUUAUCGUCUAAGACAAGGCGAUGCUGCGCUCCUCGAAAUCUGGGAGCUGCUGAACUGGCACCAUGAGGGAUGGGAAAGGAAACAAAAACGAUGCUUAGUGAGGCAUUUGACAGCAACUCUCAAGGCCAGUCCAGUUUCGAGCUUUGGAGGCGGGACCUCACAAUCGGUCGAUACGAGCGGAGGUAUAUACGAGCGCUACGCAUGUGGUCGUGAAUACGCUUCACGAGCUAUUGGCGCGCUUGUCUAUGCACGGAGCGUGACAGCCGUGAACGACAUCAGUAAAUCCAGUAGGUCUUUCACCACCAUCGCCACCCAUGCGUAUGAGCUGACUAUGCAUCAGGCCUGA
This is a messenger RNA of Stereum hirsutum FP-91666 SS1, 720 nucleotides long. RefSeq lists its product as uncharacterized. The transcript has 4 exons. The record is from RefSeq and is a predicted model, not a curated record. NCBI's taxonomy places the organism in Eukaryota, Fungi, Basidiomycota, Agaricomycetes, Russulales, Stereaceae. Bases 1 to 720 code for a protein of 239 amino acids.